This is a messenger RNA of Triticum urartu, 3876 nucleotides long. Its product is annotated as ent-kaurenoic acid oxidase 1. The record is from RefSeq and is a predicted model, not a curated record. Gene Ontology annotation, biological process: sterol metabolic process; brassinosteroid homeostasis; multicellular organism development. NCBI's taxonomy places the organism in Eukaryota, Viridiplantae, Streptophyta, Magnoliopsida, Poales, Poaceae. Gene Ontology annotation, molecular function: oxidoreductase activity, acting on paired donors, with incorporation or reduction of molecular oxygen; heme binding; monooxygenase activity.
UGCAGUUAGAGACAUCACACACAAAUAAUCUUACUAUUGUUUUGUGCUGUCCUAUUAUACUUUUUUUCCGAGAAUGAUUGUCUUUUGCUUUAUGUCGCCUUUUUUUGUCCUAUUGUACUUGUGAGGAGAAAUACUUUUUUUAUUCUUUUGCUUUAUGUCGCCUUUGAUCUUAUUCGAGUAAUCCUCUGAAUCUUUUAUUUGCUGUUGCCACUCGAUUCUUGUCUGUUUUUUUGCAAAACUGUUCUGUGAACAGUGACUCAGCAACGUAGAGUACCACAUUAAUUUGCAACGAGGUGAGUCACACAUAGCUGUUACCAUAUAAAUUAUCGGUCCUAUAUUAUUCAUGCUCCUGGAUUCAGUCAUAUAUGUAUUUUCUUGGCCUUGAUGAUUCAAUAAUUUCUAUGAUGCUUUGCUUCAUGGCUGCCGCAAGUUUGCAUCGCUGAUUGCUAAGUUAGCUACCACACAUUAUAUGAUCUCAAGCAUUUGUUCUCUGAGUCAUUGUUUUGCACUUCUGCUACUGCCACCGAGUCCUCUGAUUUAAUGCUAAUGCAGCUUCUCAGGUAUCUGAGAACUGCCUGCUACAUCUAAAUAAUAUCCAUACCUUGGUUGCUCUCUCUCAGAAUUCGAAAAGUACCCAACUCUGUACAUUGACUGUUGUGAAGAUCCUGAACACCAUUAUUUGCAAGCUACUUGAUACAGGUUCGGUUCUUGAUGAGAUGGAACCUGAAACUGUAUUUGUUGUAGUCUUGUAGAUAAGGCUGACAGCAGCAAGACUUGUGUGAUUGAUGUGUGUGUGUUUGUGAUGUGCGUCGGAACUUAGCUGUGAGUGUAGAGACGGUAUCCACCAGCCGGAAUAAUCUAAUAAUGUCACUUGUGUACUCAAUAGAAGUACUCAAUAAUGCGUAUAUAUCGAGCAUGCAAUGCAGGAGUAAUUUGAUUCGAGUACUGAUGUUUGUAGUAUGCCUAUAUGCACAUUCCCGUGUCAUUUGUUUUGUCAUACACUUUAGGGUAUAUGCACAAUCUCGCUGAAAAGUUUAGAUCCCAUCUGGAUUCUUCAACGAUGCAGCUUUGGUCUUCCAUUGUAACAUGAAUUAAAUGAUUUCGCCUGCAGUGUCAUUCUUCAGUGGUAAUUGAAGGGAUCUUGUUUUCUCUGGAAUGUCCAUGAAUACCACUGAAGAAAAGGGGGAGGAAACGACUUUACUCUGUAAUAAUCUGAAGUCAGUUUUGUAUUGUCUGGUCCAUACAUCGUAUCAGUGAAUUGGUUACUAAAUUAUGUUUAUCUAGCUUCUGGAUGAUUUAUGAGUACACCAUUUCUUGCUGUUGCUUGGCCUCAUACAAUGGAAAUAAAUACGGACGGUUCUUUCUAUCGAUGGAGCUACAUUUUGAUUAUUUAUUAAACUACUUGCAUCUAAAUUAACAACUGCAAUUGUAUUGAAGUCCUAAAUUUGAGUGUCUGAGAUGCUCUUUGUACCUGAGUGUUCCAGGCACUAGCUUGUGCAGUUAGAGACAUCACACACAGCAAGUAGUCUUAGGUUGCUGUUUAUUUUACUUGUGAGGAGAAAGGCUAUUGUUUUAUUGUAAUGAAGUCCUAAAUAUGCUGCUGUUUGAAUCUUUUCUUUGCUGUUGCCACUGGACUCUUGUCUGAUACUACUUUCUGUGAGCAGUGACUCAGCACUGUACAGUACUAUAUUGUUUUGCAACAAUGUGAGCCUCAUAGAGACGUUACGGUUCAUAUUUUUGGCCCUUAGUAUUAUUCAUGUUCUUGGCUUCAGUCAUUUGUAUUCUCGUGGCUUGAUGAUUCGUAUUUGUCAUUCCUAUUCAGCGCUUACUGGCUGUAAUAGUAUGAUGAUGGUUUGCAUCGCUGAUUGGUAAGUCAGUUAGCACGCAUUAUUGUUAAACUCAAUUAUUUCUCUUAUGCCGCCUCAAGUUUUCCACAUUGUUUUCUGAGUCAAUGUUUGCAGAUCACAACUCUAAAUGUUGACAGUUUCGAAGUUUUUUGAACACCAACAUUUGUAGAUCACCAACUACUCGGUACAGAUUUCUCAUCGGAGAUGCCGUUAAUUAAUUAUCGUUGGUUGGUGAGUGCUCGGCGUUGGAACCUAGCUGCGGGUGUAAAGCCGGCAUCUACCAGCCAGAAUAAUCACACAACGUCACAUGUGCAGGCUACGCACCAGCCGGGCAUGCAAUGCGCGAGGUAUUAGCAGAUCAAUGGCGAUAGCAGUGGGAGUAGGUGUGGGUGAGUGGGUAUGGUGGCCGGGCCUCGCCCUCGGCGCCGUCCCGCUGCUCUGCCUCGCCGUCUGGCACUCCACCGACGCGUGGUACCGCGCCGCCUUCUUCCUCAGGCACGGCGGCCGGCGCCGCCUGCCGCCGGGCCACAUGGGCCUGCCUUUCCUCGGUGAGACGCUCUCCUUCGUCUGGCACUUCAAGCUCGCGCGCCGCCCGGACGACUUCAUCGCCGCCAAGAGGCGCGCGCACGGCUCCGGGGCCGGCAUCUACCGGACGCACCUCUUCGGCUCCCCUGCCGUCAUCGCGUGCUCUCCGGCGGCCAACAAGUUCGUGUUCCAGUCCGCCGAUAACUUCGGCAUACGGUGGCCGGUGCCGGAGCUCAUCGGCCACAAGUCCAUGGUCAACGUCGAGGGCGCCAGCCACGCCAGGCUUCGUGGGAUCAUCCUCACCGCCAUCAACCGCCCCAGCUCGCUUCGGACCAUCGCCGCCGUCGUGCAGCCGCGUGUUGUGGCGGCGCUGGCCGCGUGGGCAGACAUGGGGACAAUCUUUGCCUCCACCGAGAUCAAGAAAGUGACGUUCGCGAACAUAUUCAGAAUGUUCAUAAGCAUGGAGCCGUCGCCAUUGACAGAGCAGAUAGACCAGUGGUUCGGCAGCCUGAUGGCUGGCCUCAGGGCAUUCCCCUUGGAUUUUCCAGGGACAACAUUUCACCGCGCUCGCAAGUGCCGUCAGAAGCUGAACGCGGUCUUCCGACAUGAGCUGGAGGCAAGGAAGAAGGUGGACAAGAAGUGUGAUGAUCUCAUGAGCGGGCUGAUGUGCACCGAGGAUGAGCAGGGGAAGAGGCUGAGUGAUGAGGAGGUUGUGGACAACAUGGUCAACCUCGUGGUCGCUGGCUAUGAAUCCACGGCCAGCGCCAUCAUGUGGGCUACCUACCACUUGGCCAAAUCCCCUGCCGCCCUCGCCAAGCUCCGAGAGGAGAACAUGGCAGUGAGCGAAAGCAAAGGUGGUUCAUUGAUGAUCACCCAUGAUGACCUCCCAAGGAUGAAGUACACGGCGAAGGUGGUGGAGGAGACGAUCCGAAUGGCCAACGUCGCCCCCAUGGUGCACCGCGUGGCGAACCGGGACGUGGAGUAUGGUGGGUACACGAUCCCGGCAGGGUGGCCGGUGCUCGUGUGGGUGAGGUCGCUGCACACCGACCCAGUCUACUACCAGGACCCCCUCACCUUCAACCCCGACAGAUGGGAUAAACCAGCGAAGCCAGGGACGUACCAGGCAUUCGGUGGCGGAUAUAGGAUUUGUGCCGGGAACAUGCUCGCGAAGUUGCAGAUCACCAUCAUGCUCCAUCACCUCUCCACUGGUUAUGAAUGGGAGCUGUUGAAUCCUGAUGCGAAGAUCAAUUACCUUCCACACCCAAGGCCAAUGGACGGCGCAUCCAUGACCUUCCGUAAGCUUAGAGCUUGAUGGAGAUGCAUUCAAUGAUUUUUUCUAGCUAUGUGCUAGUGCAUCAAUGUUAAUUCUAUUAGUAUUGUAUGAUCAUAUCAGAACUAUAGCUAGUAUAUCUUUUUCUGGAAAUGACAUUAUCUUUGUAAGCAAACAUGGGCAUAAUGCUUUUAAAUUUGUACUGCAAGGGACAAGACCAUUAUUUGAAAGCUA